Sitophilus oryzae (rice weevil) is the source of this 890-nucleotide messenger RNA. RefSeq lists its product as uncharacterized. Lineage: Eukaryota; Metazoa; Arthropoda; Insecta; Coleoptera; Curculionidae. The transcript has 2 exons. The record is from RefSeq and is a predicted model, not a curated record. Bases 104 to 847 code for a protein of 247 amino acids.
UUAGACAUUAAGUCAUUUUAUUUUAAUGACAGCGUCAAAAUACCUAAUUAGAGUGUUAUAAAAAUCAUCGUGUCAGUUUAAAAAAGUUCUUUAUCUGAUUAAAAUGAACAAAGUGACAUCUAAAAAAGCCUUUCCUAAAGCCCCAAAAAAGUCUUACGCCAAAGGACAGAAAAGAAAAUACGAAAAGGACAAUUUCAACUCGCCGAAAAAUAAGAAAAUGAAGAAAGGCAGACAGCCUAAGCAAAAAUCGAAUAGAUAUUUGAACGAAUAUGCUGAAUAUGAGUCGAGCAGAGUGGAUUUGAGGAAAAUACAGCCACAUCUUCAGAGAAUACCAUCAGAAAGUUCAGUUAUCUACGUUAAAACUUAUCCGAAUUGCGAUAACAUCCCUGUCAUCGAUUUAACUAAAAGUUCUCAUAGCAUCUUGUACACGGCAAUGAACUCAAAGAGUUUUCCCAGCAGCACGUCACUGAAGUUGAUUUAUAAAUCGAAAAAUUUCACUAACAGAAUUAACAGGCCUUAUUCUUCAUCUCUACUAGCAUUACCUUUUAAAAAGAGUGUUGAAUCUUGUACCAAUAAUAAAAGUUUGACAAAUUUGACCAAAUGUAGCAAGGAAAGACUGGCAAUCUUGGACAUUCCUCCAGCUUACUUUGAUGAAGAUACUGAUGGAAGUGAGUAUGCUUUUCAUGAUUUAUCUAAAGCAGAUUUGAACGAAGAAGACAAAACUAUCGUGGAUAGUGUUGUUAAUAGGGAAGAUGUUCAUGAUCCAGCUUACAGUUUGGAGACCAAGCAACCUAUUGAGAAUAUGUGUAAGAUGUAUGGGGUGGGUUCCGGAGAUAGAUUUGAUUGAUUUGUGUCGAUAUUUCUUAAUAAAAAUAAAGAAUUUAUUUUUU